Seminavis robusta is the source of this 627-nucleotide messenger RNA. The record is from the annotation of a GenBank genome assembly. Lineage: Eukaryota; Bacillariophyta; Bacillariophyceae; Naviculales; Naviculaceae.
AUGAUGCCUCUUGUUGCUUUGCUGUUACUGCUCCUGGUUUCCUACCAUUCUGAUUUGGUCACAGCUUUUACGGCGACCUCUGUGCGAUAUGAUGCAAAGCCGGUUCCACUACUGGCGCCACGGCCCUCUUUCCCUGCCACAAGAUUGUAUGCGGAAGGAUCCACCGACAGCAACAGCAACACUGAUUUGCUAGCCAUUGCGAUUGCGACGCAGCUGUUGGGACUCACCGAUAUCCUGAACGAUCCAACCUUUUGGAACAAUGGUGGAUGGAUCCAACCGGUAACUUCCACGGGAGUAUCCAACACCUUGCCGGUUCUCGUGCAACGAUUCAGCGUCACUGGAAUUGCAUGGCUGGGUUCCGCCUUUUCUAGUACAGAUGGAUUGAAUUACAAGGCAGUGGCAUCACCGGAAGAGUCCCUCCAAACCGUGGCCAAAUUGCUGGUCCCAUUUUCUUUGGCGCUGGUGCUACUGGAAGGAGUGCUUGCGGUGACUUUGUAUUCGGGUGGUUCCGUCGGACUGGAUGAAGCCACGCAAAUUCUGGCGAAUGCCUUUCAACUGUGGUAUUUUUCCGCCAUUGCAUUGGUGGCAGGAAGAUAUGUGGUCAGUCGACUCCCGUUCUAUUAUUAG